GCCUGCUGCUGCCGCUGGUUUUCGCGGUGCCGCCGCACCGAAGAAGUACGGAGAUCGUCGAUACAAGGGCAAGCACCCUCGAGACGGAGCUGCGGCAGCGGCUACGCCCGACGAUGAGACCUACGAAGAGGAAUGGGCCGACGAGUGGGCCGAAGAGGACUGGGCCGAGGACGACUACGAGGAGUCGGAGAUUCCACCGAGCUCGGCGGAGUUUCGACGCACCCGUGGUGAUCGCAAGAAGUGGCGCGGAGGACCGUGCCCGGCCCCGCCUCCACUCGAGGCUCGGUUUCAGAAUAUCUACAAGCAGCCGAGGUACUACCAGAAGUGGGUUCGGAAAGUGCACAUGUGGAAGGCCAGGGCGCGACACUACAAGCCGAUGGCCGAGCUGGCCCUGGACCUUUCGGACGUCAUCACGGGCGAGGGCGCAGAGAUGAUCGAGUCUUUGGAAUGGACCCGUCUGUAUUCACAAGAUGGCAUCGAUCUGGUGAUCAACUCACUCGCCGUGUUCGACGAGCAGCAGAUCCUACAAGUUGGAGACCUCAUGGAAGAGUACGAAGAAGUGGAGCGCCUGCCCGGUGAGCUGCUGGCCGCGUACGUCGCGCAUUUCAAGGAUCUCGAGAUGCGGCUCAAGCGGGCAGAGCUUCCAGCUCAGCAAGGACAAUUUCGUGCGUUCAAGCUGUUGCGAAGUUCAUGUUUGUCGCCGGAGGUUCGGCGCAACCUCCUCCUCGCGACGGGCAAUGAGUACGACUUCGACCGCCUCGUUCAGGCUAUGAGUGUGCAGUGGCCGUCCACCGCCCCGAACUGGGUUGCUCCAGUACGACGGAUGGCACGCAAGCGACUCGGUGAGGCGGCCGCUCCUGAACGCAAGCCGGCUGGUCGAGAUCACGAUAAAGGAGGCGGCAAAGGACGAGAUCGACAGCCACAGAAUCGAGCUCCUCGACCAGCGCCGAAGCCGCCCCACGUCAGCGAGGCCGACAUUAUUCCCGAAGACGAGGCUGAGGAAAACGAAGAUGAAGACGACCCCGAUCAAGCAGAAGUAAAUGAGGCUUACGCCGAGGAGGUUGACUGCAUCCAGGUCAUGCAGGAGGCGGCGGACGCUUUGACCGUCACAAGCGACAAGCUGAAGAAGCUGACCUUGGGCCGCGGGUGGACCGGAAGCGCCGCCCGGCAGGUCGCCGCAAACAUCGCCAGCACCGCCACAGAGAGGCACUGCGACGCCGCCGGCCGGCACGUCUUUUUCAGGAAGCAUUCGUGGAACGUUUACGGGAGAUCGAUCCGGAGAUUCAAGAGCACCGGCGGCAUCUCAGAGGCCAGGGUUUCGCCAGACGUCAUCGAGGCCCUAGUCACGCACCUCUCGCCUGACGAGCUGCAGCAGCGCGUGGCCGCCUUCAAGAGCAGGGUCGCCACCAGCGACAAGGGGGCCUCUCGCGUUCGAUUUCAGGCAGCGCCAGAAGUGCGUCAGUUUUCCGUGGAUUCUCGCGGAGCUCAGGCGGCGAGAAGCGGGACAAAAUCAUCGCAUCAGGUCGACGUCAUCUGGCAUGUCCGGACGCCCUUGGACGUUUGCUUCCUCGAGGAUUCCCAGGGUUUCUACAUUGUCAUCGACACAGGUUGCCAGCGCAACGUUGUGGGCUACGAGUGCUUGGGGAAGUUUCUGGAACAUAUCGCCUACCUGGGAUUGAGUUUCUGGGAAGCUGAGGAGCAAGAGAGGUUUCGGUUUGGAGUCAGUCGUGCGGUGAGCAAAUCUGUGGUGUAUUUCCCGAUAUGUCUUGAACAUGUGGUGCCCCUGGUUUGCCGUACCUCAGUCUUGGACGUGAACCCUAAGUUGCCUUUCUUGGGACCGUUACCGAUGUGGAAGCUCUUGGGCCUCCAGCUGGACACCUUGGGGGAAAGGGCUCAUUUCGCCAAGAUCAACCUGUGCGACGUGCCCCUGAAGAUUGCCCCGAAUGGCCACUUGCUUCUGAGAGUCGACUCUUGGUUGAAGGAUGUGGGGUUCCCAAGGGAGCCCGAGGCCUGGAAGUUCACCCCCUCGGACGUCAUCAUCCCGGAGCCCCAGUGGAUCCCAGAGGAGGCCCGAUCGUCUCGUCGCACAGUCCAGCUGACGAGGCAGAACCUGGCGAUCAACGCGUGGACGAACCUGAUGCAGCUGAUCAUGAACCACCUGUCGCACAUCAUCGGUCGCAGUCGCGAGCAGUUCCGGCAGAACUUGGAGAUGUCGAGCCGGAUGAUGGGCACGAUCGCGCAGAUGGGCCACGAGAUGGGCUACCUGACACCGAUGGCGGACUCAGCGAAGGCGAUCGCGAGAGGAGCCGCACAGGUUCCGGAGAGCGUGCUGCCACCGCCGCCGGCACCGGAGGAUCAAGCCCAGAACUACUCACAGCUGUGCAAGAAGAGGGACGCGUGCGCCCAUCCGACACCGAGGAGGUACUACGCCAAGGGGUACUGGCUGAUCUGCGACCAGUGCGGCCGGCGGUGGAAGUCGGUCAACGGGAAGUGGAUCGUGGACGACAAAGAAGAUCCUCUUCCCUCCCCAGCGCCGGGGACCGAGAUGGCGAAGAGAGGCGCCUGGAAGCGCCUUCUCGGCAUUGCUAAGAAGACGACCGCAGCCUGCGAGACGCUUAUUAACGUGAGUCAAGAUGCCGAUCGCCGUGCUGCCGAUUUACGAGACGCGGAAUGGUGCUGUUCGGACGUGGCCUUCAUGGACAUUCCCGUUCCCGAGUUGCCCGACUACCUGUACCUGGACAACGAGUGCCAGGCGUGCCGCACCGACCUCGUCGAGGGCUGCGCCGGGACAGCAAGACCUACGCGAUUAGCUUCACACUUUGAGCUGAGGGCCUCGCCGAGCGCCGACAUAGAGGACGGCUGGGACUUGUCAACUACGCGAGGUGCUCAGAGAUGGAAAGAUCAGAUACAGAAAGACAAACCACUCUACGUGAUCGUAGGCUUCCCCUGCACGCUCUGGUGCUCCUACAACGUCAAUGUGAACUACGUCGACCAUCCCGAGCUGCUUGAGAGACUUCGUGCCCGGGAUCGACGGCUGAUUGACUUGAUCAAGUGGACCAUCGAAUACCAGGUGAAGCAUGGCCGGUUCUUCUUGUUCGAGAACCCGCCGACGUCAGCGAUCUGGAAGGGCCUCCAGUUCGCCCCGCUCCUGCCCUUGGGCGAGACCGUUAUUGGCCAUGGGUGCCAGUGCGGGAAGACAGGCAAGACUGGCCUGCCGAUUCGCAAGGCGUAUCGCUGGUUCUCCAACUCGCCGCCCGUGCUUGCGGCUCUGAGCCGCCGCUGCCCAGGACUUCGCCCGGAGUCCGGGGGCCACUUGCACGAUCAGAUCGAGAACUCGAAGUGGACAAAGGCCAGCGGCGAGUACACCGACGAGAUGGCCCACGCGAUGCUCCACGCGAUCCAGCAGGUCGCCGCCCAGAGGAAUCCGAGCAGGUUCGCCGACAUGCCGGUCGCGGCUACCGAGUGGGAGGCCGCCUACAACCACGCAGGUCCCAUCGAGGUGCUGUUCGCCUCGCCAGAGAAGGACCCCACCAGGUGGGAGGCGGUCAUGCAGGGCGUCCGACAGAUCGUGGGCGGCUCCGCCAGUCGAGGCGGGAACAAGGCCACGCAUUACCUUUCGAAGUCAUCCGCGCUCUGGAGACAGAUUAGCCAGCUCGUCCCGUGGGACCUCACGAUGAUCCAGCUCGUGAAGACAGCCAAACAAAGGAGGUUCCCCAUCAACAAGGAGCCGUGGUCUCACCGUGGUCACUGCUACGUGGACGAGAAGGGCCAUUACCACAUCGAAGCCGAGGACCUGGUUGACGUGGCCUUCCCGACGUUGGCCUUGUCGCCGCCAGCGGACCUAGCCGUUUUCUUCUUCGGCUAUGCCAAGCAGGAGUCCCUCCCGCAGGAGCCUGACACGUCACAGAUAGAGAAGCGAAUGCCGCUUCCCCCGGACCCGAACGACCCGAUGCUGCCGAACAACAGCCUGCCGCCCGAUGAGGACGACGACCUGCAGGACGUCCCGAUCGCUCGGAUGCCUGACGCGUCCGGCGGUAUGGCUGGCAUACGUUUUGUUGGAGUGACAAAGGAGCAGUGUCCUCGUGAAGUUCGCCAGCUUGUCGCUCGUAUGCACUGUAACUUGGGGCAUCCUGUGCCCAGCGAGUUCUUCCAGUUCCUGGCUCAGAGAGGCGCCUCGCAGGCCACGCUGCUGUGCGCCAGAGCGCUGAGGUGCCCGGCGCGCCUUCGUCGCAAACGGCCUCAGCGACAGCGGGAGUCACAGAUUCCAAGAGUGGGUCUGUUCAACGACUUAGUCAAGGGCGACUUGUUCUACGUCAUGACCCACGACGCCGCGUUCCUGGACAACUGCCACACGUUGGGAAUCGACGUGAGGUACGUGCCGCCGGGAGCUCACUGGCAGCUGGGCCUGGCCGAAUCCGGCAACUACGCCUGGCGCCGAGUCUUCGAGAAGGUGAUCGACGUCAUCCUGCCGACGAUGCCAGAGCACGUGGACCUCGCGAUCAUCUCGACGAGCCACGCCGUAAACCAGUCAGUGCGCCGAGCAGGCCGCACCGCCUAUGCCGCCGCCUUCGGACGGGUACCCACGCUUCCGACCGAGCUCUUGGCCGACACCACGUCCGCCGAGUUCUGGCACAAUUGCACCCAGGAUGAGAUGCUGGCCUACGGGGAGAGAUGCCGCAUUGAGGCGCUCAAGGCGAUCGCCGACCUGGAGGCCGACGAGGCGCUGCGCACCUCCAUCCUCCGCCAGCCUGUCAACCGCAAGGAGCACGACUUCCUCUCGGGACAGCGCGUGGCAGCCUGGGGCGAGCAUGGUCGCAAGCGACGGGGCAAGACGCCCGUGGCAGGGCAUCGCCCAGGCAUUUUCUGUUUCUGGGAUUCCGGCACCAACGGCUACGGCGAGGGCGAGUCUGCCUGGCUGCGGAUCGGGCACCGCACUGUGCAGGUGGCCCGCGAACACAUACGCCCAGCCAUCGGUUUCGAGGGCUGGACCCCUUCCGAGGAGGACCUCAAGGAGCUCAAGACGGCCGAGCAGGACUUGGCGAAGGCCGGCCAGGGCGACGCUUCGAACAUCACCAUUGAGGGCCCCCCUGAACAACAACCCGAACCAGAAGAUCCGCAAGCACGAGUGCUGCCGGGACCUCUUCCGGCAGCCCCGCUCGAGCCCAUCCUGGAGGAGCCCGCGCAGGCCUCUCUGGGAGACAACGCUACCAAAGAGAACUUCAGGAGCGCGUCAGCCGACGACGCCCCUGAAGCUGCGCCAGAUGCUGAACUUCCUCAACUUACCGACGCCGGCAAGAAGCUGAUCUGCCAGGUCGCGGUCUCGAAUGACUGGCGAGUCGGGACCGGAGACGCGGAGAGCGCCUUUCUCCAGGGAGGCGCACAGAGUGAGCGCGAGGAGGCGAUCUACAUGAUUCCGCCCAAGGUGGUUGGCAACCUGUACGGUCAGUCGACGGCGCCGUACCUGUGGUACAAGCACGUGGUGACGACCUUCCUGGCGCUGGGCGGCAAGCUCCACAGCCUCGAUUCAGCUCUCUUCUUGUGGUUUUUUCCGAACAACGAGUUGGCUUGCGCAGUGGGUAUGCACGUGGACGAUGCUCUUGCGGCACACCAUCCCAAGUUCGACUUCGCACCGAUCGAGAAGGCUAUUAAAUGGCGAGGCUGGCAGUGGGACAACUUCGUCUUCCUCGGCGAGGAGUACCAGCGCCUGCGUCAAGGUCCGUACAGUGGAAGUUUGUUUGUUCAUCAAGCGGCCUACACUAAGGCGAUUGCAGUCACGAAGGUUGGAGUUAUGUCCAGCACUCGGUCUUCUUUUAAGCUGACGCGCUCGGAGCGCGAAGAUCUGGAGUCUGCUGUCGGUUCGCUCCAGUGGUUGUCCGGACACGCACGUCCAGACCUGUCAGCCGCGGUUUCCCUUGUCCAGAGGACCGACCCCGAGCUGAACGACCUACGGAUGGCCAUGAAGCGCGUAGAGUACGCGCACCGCACAGCCCAGACUGGCAUCCUGAUCGUCCGCGUCGAUUUGAGCCGCGCCUGCUUCGUAGGUUUUGCAGACAGCUCAUGGGCGAACGCUCCGGGAUUGAAGACCCAGAUCGGCACCCUCAUCUUUCUGGCAGACGAGGUGAUACUCACCGGACCCACGUCAUGUACUCUCUUGUUUCACAAGUCCAAGAGAACGCCGAGAGUGGUGAGAUCUACGCUGGCUGGGGAAGCUAUCGCGCAGGACCUGGGAGUGGACUACGCGUCGUACUUGUCGAAGUUCCUGUCCGAGAUGCUGACCGGACGGCCUGCUGGCCGACACCCACCGAUCUUCGAGGUUAUCACCGCUACCGACUGCAAGUCUCUGUACGAUGCCCUUCACCAGCUCACCCCGCGUUUGUCUGAGAAACGUACUGUGAUCGACGUGAUUUCCAUUCGUGACGAGGUGAAGGUCAAGAACGUCAGGUGGAUCCCUACGACGCACAUGAUAGCCGACGGCAUGACCAAGGAGGAUCCGAAGCUUCGCGAGAAUCUGACCGAGUUCUUGGCGGACCCAGUGCUUUCGCUCGUGGAGUCGAUUGCUUGCGAGGAGCUGACCG
Messenger RNA from Prorocentrum cordatum, 6575 nucleotides. Lineage: Eukaryota; Dinophyceae; Prorocentrales; Prorocentraceae. The record is from the annotation of a GenBank genome assembly.